GAUCUGAUCCGGACUUUUGGUGUUUCCUCUGGUCUGGUUGAGUGUGCCGGAGGACCCCCCCUCCAGUUCCACCCACCGCUAAGCAACACAAACACACCACCAGUCCUCAUUUUCUGGAUCUGCUCUUUGUUAACAGAGCCUUUUCCCUCCUCUGCUUUUAUUCCAGGAGAGGGAGAGAGUGAGUGAGCGAGAGAAAAAGAGAGGGAGAGAGGGUGAGUUUAUCUUCUCCUUUUAAAGGAUUCGUUUCUGACUGAAUCUGGAUCUGGUUUGUUUUCCUUGCUCGGGGCUGCCGCCACCACUGCAGGAACAGAGCUGGUGCCCCUACUGAUGUAUUUAAAAACGGUUUAAACGUCAGGAACGGUUCAAGGUUUUAUCCACCAACCACCACCCGGCCUGUCAGUCAUUUUUUUCGCCACUGCAGUUUUCAAGUUGGAGCUCUGCUGGGAAAUGGACAAACCCCUCUAAACUAAAGACGCUUCCCAACCGUUCCGACUCAGCCACAGGACGUGAUUUGGACGAAGAUCCACGGAGUGGAGGGCUUUGUGUUUGCUGGUGAAAAGAAUCAGCUGUGGAGGAAACCAGCGAAGGAGAAACAGAGUAAAACCAGCAGAACAUGUUUACUCCACUGUUUCCAUAGUUACUGAGAGCAUGCACGUCCAGAGAAGGCUUUAACGUCACAGUUUGUCUCCUCCGGCUGCCAUCUAAAAGAACUACACUACCCACAAUUCCUGUGACUAAUAACAGCCAACGUUUAGAUCACUACAAACAAAGACAGUCAGAAGAACGACACUGCUGUGAAGAGGACCACCAUGGCAAACAACCCUGCAGACCACCCUCCGGGGAAUUCGGUUGCUGAGGGCAACCAUGAAGGGGACUUUGGGGUGACCAUGGUGGACUUGAGGACCCUGAUGGAGCUGCGGAGCACUGAGGCCGUCAACAAGAUACGGGACACUUACGGAGAUGUGCAGGGCAUCUGCCGCCGCCUGAAAACAUCCCCUAUAGAAGGUCUGUCUGGUAACCCUGUCGAUUUGGAAAAACGUCACACGGCAUUUGGACAAAACUUUAUCCCCCCAAAGAAGCCCAAGACAUUCCUGCAGCUGGUGUGGGAAGCUCUGCAGGACGUCACGCUUAUCAUUCUGGAAAUCGCUGCAAUCAUCUCACUGGGCCUGUCUUUCUACCAUCCACCUGGCGGUGACAGUGAAGCAUGCGGCGCAUCUUCGGGUGGCGUCGAGGACGAGGGCGAGGCCCAGGCUGGCUGGAUCGAAGGCGCUGCCAUCUUGUUCUCAGUCAUCAUUGUGGUCCUGGUGACGGCCUUCAACGAUUGGUCCAAGGAGAAGCAGUUCCGCGGGCUGCAGAGUCGCAUCGAGCAAGAACAAAAGUUCACGGUCAUCCGCAAAGGUCAGGUCAUCCAGAUCCCUGUGGCCGAGAUCGUGGUUGGAGACAUCGCUCAGAUCAAAUACGGAGACCUGCUGCCUGCUGAUGGUAUCCUGAUCCAAGGCAACGACCUGAAGAUUGACGAGAGCUCUCUGACCGGAGAAUCUGACCAGGUUCGCAAGUCUAUGGAGAAAGACCCCAUGCUGCUGUCCGGGACCCACGUGAUGGAGGGAUCAGGCAGGAUGGUGGUAUCAGCUGUCGGCCUCAACUCUCAAACAGGCAUCAUCUUUACUCUGCUGGGCGCCAGCGAGAACGACGAAGAGAAGAAGGUCAAGAAAAGUAAAAAACAAGGACCCCCCGAAAAUCGCAACAAAGCCAAGACCCAGGAUGGCAUUGCUCUGGAGAUACAGCCUUUGAAGAGUGAAGAGGCCGCUGAGUCUGAGGAGAAGGAAGAGGUCAAACCAGUGAAAAAGGUCAAUGUUACCAAGAAGGAGAAGUCUGUGCUUCAGGGAAAACUGACCAGACUAGCUGUGCAGAUUGGGAAGGCUGGUCUGAUCAUGUCGGCGGUGACAGUUAUCAUCCUCAUCCUCUACUUUGUGAUUGACACCUUUGGGGUCCAGGGUCGGCAGUGGUUAGCUGAGUGCACCCCCAUUUACAUUCAGUAUUUUGUCAAGUUCUUCAUCAUCGGUGUGACAGUUCUGGUCGUCGCUGUCCCUGAGGGGCUGCCGCUUGCUGUCACCAUCUCUCUGGCCUACUCUGUCAAGAAAAUGAUGAAAGACAACAACCUGGUGCGUCACCUGGACGCCUGUGAAACCAUGGGCAACGCCACGGCUAUCUGCUCGGACAAGACGGGUACCUUGACUAUGAAUCGGAUGACAGUGGUGCAGGCAUACAUCGGCGAUACGCACUACAAGACUGUCCCAGAACCAGAUGCUAUCAAGCCGGAGACUUUGGAAAUGAUGGUCAACAGCAUCUCUAUCAACUCAGCGUACACCACCAAGAUCCUGCCCCCGGAGAAAGAAGGCGGCUUACCUCGCCAUGUGGGUAACAAGACUGAAUGUGCUCUGCUGGGCCUGGUGCUGGAGCUGAAGAGGGACUACCAGCCAAUCAGAGAUGAAGUCCCCGAAGAGAAACUCUACAAGGUUUACACCUUUAACUCCUCCCGCAAAUCCAUGAGCACGGUGCUAAAGAACGCUGACGGAGGCUUCCGGAUGUACAGCAAAGGAGCAUCAGAGAUCAUCCUGAGGAAAUGCUCUCGUAUCUUGGACGCCCAGGGCCAGCCUCGUGUCUUCAAGCCCAAGGAUCGUGACGAGAUGGUGCGAAAGGUGAUUGAGCCGAUGGCGUGCGAUGGGCUGAGGACCAUCUGUGUGGCCUACAGGGACUUUCCUGCUGAGGCUGGAGAGCCAGACUGGGACGCUGAGAAUGACAUCCUCAACGAACUGACCUGCAUCGCCGUGGUGGGGAUCGAAGAUCCCGUCAGACCUGAGGUACCCGAGGCUAUUUCUAAGUGCCAGCGCGCAGGCAUCACCGUGCGCAUGGUUACCGGAGACAACAUCAACACUGCUCGUGCCAUUGCGACUAAGUGUGGCAUCCUGCUGCCUGGGGAGGACUUCCUGUGUCUGGAGGGCAAAGAGUUCAACCAACAAAUAAGAAAUGACAAGGGAGAGGUGGAACAAGAGCGUCUGGACAAAGUUUGGCCCAAACUGCGUGUUCUGGCUCGAUCAUCACCCACAGACAAACACACUCUGGUCAAAGGCAUCAUCGACAGCACAGUGGGCGAAACCCGACAGGUGGUUGCAGUGACAGGAGACGGUACCAACGACGGCCCCGCCCUCAAGAAAGCUGAUGUUGGCUUUGCUAUGGGAAUCGCCGGCACAGAUGUGGCCAAAGAGGCAUCUGACAUCAUCCUGACUGACGACAACUUCACCAGUAUUGUCAAGGCCGUCAUGUGGGGGAGGAACGUCUACGACAGCAUCUCCAAGUUCCUGCAGUUCCAGCUGACCGUCAAUGUGGUGGCCGUGAUUGUGGCGUUCACAGGCGCCUGCAUCACACAGGACUCUCCCCUGAAAGCUGUCCAGAUGCUCUGGGUCAACCUCAUCAUGGACACUCUGGCAUCUCUCGCUCUUGCCACGGAGCCGCCCACUGAGUCUCUGCUGCUACGUAAACCCUACGGUCGGGACAAGCCCCUCAUCUCCAGGACCAUGAUGAAGAACAUACUUGGCCAUGCUGUGUACCAGCUCGUCAUCAUCUUUACCCUGCUCUUCGCUGGUGAGAAUUUUUUCGACAUCGACAGUGGGCGAAACGCUCCCUUGCACUCCCCACCGUCAGAGCACUACACCAUCGUGUUCAAUGUGUUCGUCAUGAUGCAGCUCUUCAACGAAAUCAAUGCCAGGAAGAUCCACGGAGAGAGGAACGUGUUCGAAGGUGUCUACAGGAACCCUAUCUUCUGCAGCGUUGUACUGGGGACCUUCGCUCUGCAGAUCGUCAUUGUUCAGUUCGGAGGAAAGCCGUUCUCCUGCACGGCUCUGACCAUCGACCAGUGGCUGUGGUGCGUUUUCAUCGGCGUGGGAGAGCUGCUGUGGGGACAGCUGAUCUCGGCCAUCCCCACACACCACUUGAAGUUCCUGAAAGAGGCCGGUCACGGUAUCACAAAGGAGGAGAUUCCCGAGGAGGAGCUGAACGAAGGCACGGAUGAGAUCGACCACGCCGAGAUGGAGCUGAGGAGAGGCCAGAUUCUCUGGUUCAGAGGUCUGAACCGCAUCCAGACACAGAUGGAUGUGGUCUAUACCUUCCAGACGAGCCAGGCGGCGGUGCCCGGUGCCCUGCGCCGCCAGCCGUCCGUCGUCAGCCAGCACAAUGACAUUAAGGUGGUGAAUGCGUUCCGUAGCUCCCUGUACGCGGGGCUGGAGAGCCCAGAGUCCCGUAGCUCCAUCCACAGCUUCAUGGCCCAUCCUGAGUUCGUGCCCCUGUCCGAGGAGGAGGAGGCUCGCAUCCCCACCAUUAAGGAGACUGGAGACGAAAUCGACCCCCUCCCCAGCUCCUCAUCAUUGAUCCGGGGAGGAGAAGACUUGCCCACCACCUUCCCCCUCAACCUCGAUUAAUCCAUCUGAGUUCCUCCUCUCUCCUCUUCAUCAGCAUCAUCUGUCACCCCACCAACCGAACUGUCACACCGAGGAAGGGAUUCAUGACUCAUUCUGCACACACACAUGCUUCACAUCGUCUCCACCCCCCCUCGGUCAUUCCUGCCACGUUGUGUUUUUCAUACUGACUGUGGCGUCGUUCUGCCUGUAAGUCUGAUAGAGUCUCCACAGUGGAAGGCCUCUUCUAGUCCAUUCAUGUUUUUUUUUUUUCUUCCUUUUUUUUUUUUUUAACUUGACAUUCUUUUUGAAAAGCUUUUAAACUUUAUUGGAUUCGAUCCUUGCAGGACUCGCAGCAGCAGCAUGUUGUGUUCUGUACUCGCUUCAUUCCUGCGUUCUCAAACGGCACCGAACUUUUCAAAGAGUGCAGUGAAUCAGAUGUACAUACGCUUCCGCUCUUCUACACAGCUAUAAGCCGGGUUUGUUGAUCAGAAGAUUUUUAGGCAAAUGCAAAAAUGUAACCUUAUUAUUAUUAUUGUUGUUUUUUGUUUUGUUUUGUUUGUUUUUUUAGACCUUGAUCUUGAUUUCUUUUUGAAACCUUCUAACGAAUGUCAAUCAAUGGUUGAUUCAGACUCCUGAGAAUGUCUUGUGAGUGUGACACUACAGCUUUCAAGGUUAAAAUAAUGUUUUUCCCUUUAUCGUGUCUGUAUGUGUUGCUUUUUUUUUUUUAGCUGCUGUGUUGCAUGUGGAAGGACAGAAUGUUUACUACCCAAAAGUACUGAAGACGGCAGCGUCUGGAGGGGGCUCGCUUUCUGCUCAGUGGGGGUUCUGACCUCAUCUCAUCCAGUCAGGGUUCUGGUUCUCUCUGCCCCUCCCCCAGUUUGUCCCCUGUGAGGAUAGGAAACAGGAGUGUGGUUCAUGUUUUCCCUCUCUAGUAGGAUGCAUGUUUUUGUUUAAUUCGUGUUGAGUCGCAUGGUAACGUACAGUAGGAAUGAAUAUUCGGGAUUCUGUUUCAACUUUGUGCGUCUGCAGCAGCGUCUGUUCAGAGCUCCAUGAGCUUCCUGUCUGUAGGACUGAACCUCCUGUUACCACGGCAGCCUCAUCGAUAUUCUGGCAGAGGACACCAUCGGGGUGUUUAAAACAAUCGAUACCGCGGCGUCUGCGUGUGUUUCACUCAUUGUAGGCGAGUGCAAUAAAAGUUUCGGUAUCGGGGAAAUGCGAAGUCACAAGGCCCUGAAAUCCAAUGUCUGUCUCGGUGUUGUCACAACACAGGUAUCGCUGGUAAGAUGAGGUCGCUACACACACGGAAAGCCCCGAGGGCCAACGACAACAAACAAAAGCUGCUGCUUGUUUUUUCCACUGCUCGACCCCCACUGUGUCGCCUGCUCGCCACGUGGCUGCGGCCUGCCGUGCACAGAGAUGCUUUCAGCUAGAAGAGGUUGAAUACAAUCAAAACAGUAAUACAUGGAUAGAGACAGACUAAAACACAUGCAUUCUCAUCUCUGGUCUUGUAAUACUCGCCACUGGACACCGAGGUUAAGUCGGUGCUCUUCCUCUGAGAGGAAUCACGGUUGUCCUCUCGAUACACUGGGCACCGGGACAUGACCCUUUGCUGACCAAAUUUAUGUCACUCCCAAGCAGAUGUUUGCAUACCGAUAGGUGUGAAAACUGUAACACUCGUUUGUGUCUCCUCACUCUACACUCCGACAGGCUCGUAUUAGACAAAACCCGCCCACCCUGGGUUCAUCAGCAAGUUAAAAUUGAUCACAACUAACUUCCCUGCUGUGCAGAUGGAUAAUUUGGGCUUCUUAGGGUAUUUGCUUAAAGAGUAAACAUUUCCUUCAGAGGAUGAAGGAAUAUUAACCUUUUAGUUUGUUCAAGGAAAAGUUUAGGUAAAGCAUUUCAGAUCUUAUUUAGUCUUCUACCCAUUUCUUAAAGAUCGUCUCUGUCAGAGGUCAGGUUGUACUCUUGGUGCUUCAUGUCUGGAUCCAUGAAUGUAGGCUUGCUACAAAGUUUAGUUUUGCUAUCAAUGAAUCUGAAGCAUUUUAAGCCCACGUGCAGCUCACAUCUGUUGGUGUCACUCACAUUUUUGCAGUCUGACUGUGGCGCUGGUAAAAGAAGUUGAGUUUAAACGCGUGUUAAACAGAAAACGACUGCACCGCUGACGAGUCUGUUUUUGGGGCAAAGACAGGAAGUAAAUGGAGCUUUAAACAGUGUCUGGACCGUCUGCCUGUGUUUAAGACAAAUCUUAGCUCCUUUCUCAGAAUUUAUAACUUUAUAACAUAAGCUUAAAUCAGCUGUCAGUGACAUCACACAGCCAGGACCGGAGAAGAUGUUUGAUCUUCACCAUCAACAUCAUCACUCUCUUCUCUGCUGUGUCUGAUUGACAGGCAUCAGUGUGGCGGCCAUGCUGAGGUUUACGGGAGACUGAUGAUGUCACCAGUCAGCCCAUAGAUUUAAAUCCACUGUGUUCCCGCUGCCACUUAGUACUUCCUGCUUGUCUGCAGAUUACUGUCUUAAAAGAAGAAGGACUCAUCCUCCAAUCAGAAGCAGCGAUGCAUCUAAUCCCCUCUUAGUCUGACUAGCAGCCAUCAACCUGUCUCUGAACUAGGACACGUUAUUGAAGUAAUGUGCUACUACUGCCAUAUUUCCAACUUUUGUCAUGACUAGGUUUCCCCACUGAUGAGCUUUUUCUAUGUAACUCAGAGCCAUAUUUUAUAGGUUGUCUGUAUUGAUUUCUUUUUUUUUUUUUUUUUUAAUCUCAUUGUUAUCGAGGUUUGCUUUGGACUUUCUCACCCCUGACCCUUUCUAACCCCAUCCCAACACACACCCUCUCUCCUCCCCUGGCCCUUUUACUUCAAACACGACCAAAAAAGAAACAAAAGAAGAAAAAAAACAAGGAGAAAAAUCUUCAGUCGUCACUGCCGAACCAAGCUAAAAGGACCUCUACAAUGUUUACAUGAAAAGCGAGUCGGUGGCAGUUCGCCUGCGCUUCUCUCAUCCGACCACUUCCCUUUCACUCCCUUGCUUUCCUGAAUCUUAGAGUUACUAUUUAACUAAAUGGGGAAUCUUUCUUGCAUGGUUUUCAUAUAAAAUUCAAUGUUUUGCUCAUUUUUUACAAUUCUUCUGUAUUUUUAUAUUAAGUACUUUUUAAUAUUUUGGAGAUAUAUGAAUAUAUAUGUAUAGGCUGAAGAGUUUGGUGACAGUACCGUACAUGAAUGAGAUGAACCUACCGUGGACUCUGUCUUUUUACAGCUCUCUAAAUAUUUCUGCCACGUGUGUCGUCUUGGUCACCUGACGUUAGGGCUCAGAAACCUGCAGUGACUUGUUUACUUCCUGUCGCCCAAUCAAUUGGAAUCUGAACAGUCUAGUCCCAUCAGCCCCCUUUUACAUGAGUAUAAUCACUUUACCGGAGAUGUUGUGACACACUACACGUUAAGUGAUUUUUCGCAGUUAUCCAACUCCAUUAGAGUUCAGAAAAUGCAUCAGCUAACUGUAUCAAACAUUAAAUGGGAGUGUAUAAUUAUU
Messenger RNA from Pelmatolapia mariae (spotted tilapia), 7979 nucleotides. RefSeq names its product plasma membrane calcium-transporting ATPase 1-like. The transcript is spliced from 23 exons. Gene Ontology annotation, molecular function: ATP binding; P-type calcium transporter activity; PDZ domain binding. NCBI's taxonomy places the organism in Eukaryota, Metazoa, Chordata, Actinopteri, Cichliformes, Cichlidae. Gene Ontology annotation, biological process: regulation of cytosolic calcium ion concentration; calcium ion transmembrane transport. Gene Ontology annotation, cellular component: intracellular membrane-bounded organelle; plasma membrane. The coding region runs from base 810 to 4475 and encodes 1221 amino acids. The record is from RefSeq and is a predicted model, not a curated record.